Molecule: messenger RNA, 1608 nt
Organism: Pyrenophora tritici-repentis Pt-1C-BFP
Lineage: Eukaryota; Fungi; Ascomycota; Dothideomycetes; Pleosporales; Pleosporaceae
Source: RefSeq, a predicted model, not a curated record
AUGACGGCAGCCACUUUCCGUCGUCGUCCCAACUUCGACCAAGGCCCGACGUACAACCACCGUAACGCAAUCACGACCCCACAGCUGCCUUAUCAUACCUUCUCGGCUUCACGGCAUCAUGUCGCUGCCCAACAUGUCGACAUGGCCGGCUAUGAGCCCAGUGUCAAUGCGCAACCAUCCGCCAACAUGCCCGACAGCGGCCAGCGGCGCGAGGACAGCUAUUCCCCUGACGACACGCCGACAAAGUCCUCGGCGUUACAUCACUCGGUGCCCGAUAAACAACAUGACUUUAUGAAUAACAACCCAGCGACCGACCCGCCCUACCUAGGCAUCCAGCAUACCCCAGCGCCGCCGCCGCUGCCCGCCACUGACGACACGUCUGAAGGCCAUUACAGUAUGCUCCCGCCCCCAAACUCGGUCCACGCGUCAUGGCAGGCCCUGCACGAGUUUGCGCAAUCACACGCCUCAGAACACGGAUACGCGCUUAGUAUUAAUACCACGGCCAAGAACCGGUCGCGGAUAAAGUUGGCCUGUGUUUGCUAUGGCCAGCCAAAGAACACCCACAAACUGACGGCCGAGACGAGGGUCCGGAAGAACAGGGUCAGCUAUAAGACGGGAUGUAAGAUGUGGAUUGAGGGCAAGAAGCAGGAAGACGGGACUUGGCUAUUGCGUGUUGGGGAACCCCAACACAACCACGCGGGGCGUGAGAGUGCGGGGUGGGCUGUACAGCGCAAGCGCACGUGGGGCGUUGUCGGCGGUCGCAUCGGAGUUGGGGGUGUCACUGCAAAGGAGGAGCUUGCGAGAUUAAACCUCACUGACAGUAAGGACGUUCAGGAAGACGCAGAAGCGGAAGCAGAGGCCGAUGAGGAAGAAGCCGGAGGAGCAUCAUCAUCAUCAUCAUCAACAGCCAACAAGCACAUGCAUAGUCUCGAACGCGGAGGUCUCGUCUGGAAAAUUGUCGAGCAGGAAAUGCUACGUAGAGGCGAAACAAACCAAGGCCGCGAUCGAGGCGUCGGCCGCACAGUCGAAGUCCUGCAGGCACGGCUCCCAGGCAUACACAUAUUCAAACGCGACGUAUACAACAUACGAGCCCAGAUCAAGAGAGCCCGUAAAGCCGCAGGUCAACAAAUCGGUGACGGCAUCAACAGCUCAGAUGACGAAGCCGAAGUCCAAGUCGAACCUCACGACGCUACUACACCCGACGAAGCACCCGCUCCCAACCCGCAACCACGACCACAGCAAGCCGAGCAUACCCACCGAGCCCCACUUCCACCCUCCAGACUACCACAACCCCCUCCACCCAGCAUAUACCAGCCCACAUCGCUCCUCGCCACCAAAACCUCAGCUCCCAAGUUCACGGCCCCUCGACAAGACCCCCGCAUCGACCCUCUGCUCAACGACAUACCUCCCACACCAGCCCAUUCAGGAAUGAUGGUAGCAAGUGAAGUGGAGCAGCUACGGCUGGAGAAUGCAGAGUUGAGGCGGUUGUUAACGGAGAAGACAAAGGAGGUCAAGGAGAAGACUAUUGAGAUGGCGAGCUUGAGGAGCCAGGUUGAGUUGCUGAGUAAUAUGAUGAUGACGAGUGGGAGGGGUUUAUUGGCUGGAUAG